Molecule: messenger RNA, 2220 nt
Organism: Scaptodrosophila lebanonensis
Lineage: Eukaryota; Metazoa; Arthropoda; Insecta; Diptera; Drosophilidae
Product: leucine-rich repeat neuronal protein 3
Exons: 1
Coding region: 1-2220 (739 amino acids)
Molecular function (GO): protein binding
Source: RefSeq, a predicted model, not a curated record
AUGGAGUGCCAUCUGAUUGGCUUCUGCAUCAUUGCGACCCUCCUGGUGAGCACCAGUGCGCUGGCCAACUGUCCGUCAGGCUGUCAGUGCGAUGACAACACGCUGGUCGUGCAGUGCGGCGAGGGGCAGUUGGAUGUGUUGCCCAUCGCUCUGAAUCCAUCGAUUCAGCGACUGGUGAUCAAAAGCAACAAAAUCAAGACUAUCGACUCGUCUAUUCAGUUCUAUGCCGAGCUGACCUUCUUGGACUUGUCGUCCAAUCAUCUGAUGACAAUUCCUCAACGCACCUUUGCCUAUCAAAAGAAGCUGCAGGAGGUGCAUCUGGAUCACAACAAGAUUGGCCAGAUUAGCAACAAGACUUUCAUUGGACUCUCCGCUGUGACCGUGCUCAAUCUGCGCGCCAAUCUCAUUUCGGAACUGCAUCAGGGAACCUUUUCGCCACUGCUUAAGAUCGAGGAGCUCAACUUGGGGGAGAAUCGCAUUGGCUUCAUUGAUCCCAAGGCCUUCGAUGGACUCUCGCAACUGCGCAUCUUGUACUUGGACGACAAUGCACUGACCUCGGUGCCGGACCCCGUCAUCUUUCAGGCCAUUCCCAAUCUGGCCGAGCUCUUCCUGGGCAUGAACUCUUUGUUAACAGUGCAGUCGGCGGCAUUCCAGGACCUUAAGGGUCUAACGCGCCUGGAGCUGAAGGGAGCCAGUCUGCGGAACAUUUCACAUGACAGCUUCAAAGGACUGGAAGCAUUGCGCGUCCUCGAUCUGUCAGACAACCGCCUGCCGAACAUUCCCAGCCUCAGUCUCAGUCAUUUAGAACGCUUGGAGCUGCUGUCUUUGGGUCAAAAUGAUUUUGAGGUUAUCCUGGAGGGUGCCUUUGUAGGCCUCAAGCAGCUGAAGCGUCUAGACAUUAACGGAGCGCUUAAGCUGAAGCGCAUAAUGUCAGGCGCAUUUGCUGCCAACGCCAACCUAGAGUAUCUUAAUCUUUCGUCCAACAAAAUGCUUGUGGAGGUACAGGAGGGCGCGCUCAGUGGACUUCCACACCUGCGACAUGUUGUGCUAAAGGCAAAUGCUUUGACCUCACUAGCUGAGGGCCUCUUUCCCUGGAAAGACUUGACUACCCUGGACUUGUCGGAGAACCCGAUUGCCUGCGACUGUCGGGUUAUGUGGAUGCGAAAUCUGCUCAUUGCCAAAAACGCUAGCCAGGAUGAGUUGAGUGAGGUUAUCUGCGAGUUUCCCGAACGCCUACGCGGUGAGGCUCUGAAGCAUUUGAAUCCAACCCUCAUGGGAUGCACGCACACCGAUCCCCGAAAGCAGGCCUUGAUUGGCGCCCUACUCGUAGGCUCUGCAGCCACAAUCACCGCCUUGGCUCUCGUACUGUAUCGGUGCCGCCACAAGAUUCGCGAGUACGUGAAGGGGGGUUUGUGGGGAAAUUCGGCCUUGGGUCGCAAGGAGCGCGAGUAUCAAAAGACCUUCUGCGACGAGGACUAUAUGUCGCGCCUCCAGCAUCACCCUUGCUCUCUAGGAAUUCAUUCAACCUUCCCCAACACAUACACUGCCACUCACCACCCCGGAGCCGCCCACCACUAUGGCAUGUGCGCUAUACCCAUCAACGAUCUUAAUGGCCUGGACCAACAACAUAAGUUCCAGCAGCUGCAGGUGCCCACAGCGACCCUCAUGAGCGAGAAGAAGCUGAACGACAAUAAGGUGGCCCUUGCCGGGGGCGGUGCCGCCAUUGAUGACAGCGCCUCCUUUGUCCUACACAUGAAGUCAGCAGCCGCGGCGGCGGCACGCGAUCAGCAGCCUGCACCCAAGCUGAAUCACUACACCAAGCCGCAGUUCCUCUCCGCCACUGCCGCAGUAGGCGAUUCCUGCUACUCCUACGCCGAUGUCCCCAUGGUGCAUGGCGUCCCCGUUACGUCGCAGCAGUUCCGCCUCACCCAAGAGCACUUCAAGCUGCAGCAGCAACAGCAGCUACAGCAACAACAGCAGUACGACAACGACGUCAAUAGGGAAGUGCUCGAUCCGAACUAUAUUUACAGCAAUGCCCACUACUCCAUACCCCUGGAGCAGGUGGGUCGCAGCAAAACGCCCACACCGCCGCCGUUGCCGCCAGCACUGCCGCUGCGAAACGGCCUGUGUGCCACCACCGGACGCCGAUCGUUCCAGCAGAAGUCGGCGGCGGCCACCAGCGCCCACGGCAACAACACCCUGCGCCAGUUUCCACACUGA